GAACCGUGGGUGUGACCGAGAAGGACAGGCCCGCAGCAACCAUGAUAUGCAUGGAGUGGAUCGUAAUUUGUUAUGUUGAGAUGCGAUGGCAAACAUAACGGUCUCAUGGGACCGUAUGUGUUUUAUCUUGCUUCAGGAUAGCCGACUGUUUCAAGAAUGCCUUGUUUUCAUCCUUUGAUUGAAACUGUGUUCCUGGCCUCAAGAAAUGGAUGAAGCAAUGAGUGAUCCUGCUAAUGAGCCUCCUGACCUUGGGUCAUUGGAGCAAAUGACCUCCCACAUGGAUGGGGUUAAGGUCAAAGAAGAAGUUAGGGUCAAAAAAGAGUUUAAGCUGAAUGAUUUGGAAGGACAACGUCGAAGUGCCUUUAUGGCAUACAAGCCGGCCACCACCAUCCUGACAAACUUGCAACGGGGCAAUGUGCAGGCCGAGGUGGUCAGCGUGGAACCAGGCCAGCUGACGCUGCACCAGCGCGCUGGCAUGGGUGACCUCUCGCUGCUCGACCUGCAGGAAGCGGCCGGCGUUGAUGAGCCAGACGAGCUCGGCUACAGUUCGCUGAUGUGGGCGGCCGCGUACGGCCAGGUGCCCACCGUCCGGCUGCUGCUGGAGCAGAACGCCGCCGUAUCCCGUCAGGGCCCGGACGGCGAGACCCCGCUCAUCAUGGCCACCAGUAACGGACACUACGAGAUCGCCCGCUUGCUCAUCAACGCCGGGGCCGACGUCAACCACGCGGACGAGAACGGCAACACGGCGCUGAUGUUCGCCGCGUUCAGCAACAGCCCACACUCGGUCCACGAGCUGCUGUUCAGCGGCGCCGACAUCACGGCCACCAACGUCAACGGCGAGUCGGCCCUCUCCAUUGCCGUCAACCGCGCCAGCCAGCUCGCGCAAGUGGUGCUGGAGCGCUACAUGAUGGCCCAGGUGCUACCGGCGCUGAAGGAGUCCGUGCCGGAAUCGGCGGCCGAGCUGCGGUGACGGCCGCCGUCGGCGAGCGGCCGCUGGCGGCAGCACGAGCCGCCUCGGCCCUGGCACAGACCGCACUACGACCAGCCCGGCCCUGCAGGUCGGCGGCCGCUGCCCAGGCCGGCUCUGUACCGGCCUCCCGACCGGUGUCUGUGUGUGGGUGGUAUAUUCUGGCCGGCGUGUGCACCUGUGCGUUGGCUGCUGAGGCUGUUGAUGUGGCCGCUGAAAAGCUGAGCUGGCCGUAUGGCGACGGGUAUGACUUGUGGAUCCAUUAGGCUUAUAUAGGUGUGCGGAUAUGUAUGAAGUCUGAUCGGUACCUGCCGCCACCGCGAUCCUGGGGAACGAUUCUCAGUCAUGUGACGUCAUUAGCACGCGAUGCGAAUCCCAGGCGCUGCGCGGCCUGUGGUCUUCAUGAAAUGAGAAGUCAGAUGGUGGGUGGACUCAGACUGUCAGCCUAACGGCCGUCUUGCGCCACUGCGCGGCGCGCAAUAUGAUAUGACAACCCGAUAUGACAACGGGGUUUUUUACCCCGUUGUCAUAUCGGGUAGAAGGCCCGAUGCAGUUAUCCAUCCGAUGAGCCGAAACGGGUUAAUUUUGGUGCCUGGAUCAAUGUACCCGCAACAAGCUUUGCUUCGCUAGUGCUCUAAACCGAAAGCCAAGUGUGCAGAGAACAUGAAAUAGGAACUAACAGAAUUAAACUAAUACGGGCCGUGUUUCUAUACAGGCGGACGCUAAUCCACAUGUGUAAUCGGGUUGGCGGCAGCGUUUGAGCGUUUCGUUAUGCGGGUGGUUGUGACACGGCCUGCUGUCGACGAAGCCUGUAAUGCAGAGGUCCGUCAACAACAGACAGUGGUAAUCUUCAGAUAUUUCGAAACUAUGUAUGCCGUGAAUUGAUCGUGCAGCCGCGCGAGCGAUCCAUGUCCCGAGCCAAGUCGUGGUGCGCGGCCAAGUGGCGCAGCCUGGAUCGCUGUACCGACAACGCUGUACUGACAAGUUUUGCUCAGGAAAUGCGCUCAACCGAAGUACAAUCACGGAAAAUGUCUGGAAUAGUUUUUGGAAAAAGUGAAAGGAUUAAACAAAUACGUUUCAUAUUUAAGCAAGCAUAUUAGAUAGCUUUACUGAAAUAUAUUGAAUAUCUCAGAUAAUUAAACAAAUAUGCUGCCUUUCGUGCGCUGUUGCCCUGGAGAAGUCGGACCGAUAGCUGUUCAUAGAAAGCAUCACUGUGCGGGCUUUUAACCACAGAAGAUUGUAAACCCUGUUAACAGCGGUGUCAGCCGGCUGCAAGCCCGAAUAAUCCUGCUUGUACUCCAGCUGCGAAAUAAACGGAUGAGCUGUGGUGCAGCUGGCGCCAUGUUGUGGAGGCCAGAGGGUGUGCAUGUGUGUGCGCAUGGGCGCGCGCGUUUGCACGCGGGCAUGCGCAUGUUUGAUACUUUAUGCCUUUCAUUGCCCUCAUCUUUGUUAUUUUUACGUGAUAGGAAUAUCUCCGUGGCCCGAUCUUUUUAGGCAUUGAUUUUGUCAGCUAAAUAUUGGCUGUUUUUAUCAAAGAAAAUGCUGUCAUGCAUCGUAUUCUUUGGAGAUGAGUUGCCGUGAUUCGUUCCGCAAACGUACCUGUACUUGCGGCAGUGAUCAGUGUCUAAGUCUGUACUUCUGUCGUGGCUUUGUUUUCGUAGUUGUUCAUUGUGACGGAUGAUUUUUGGUGGCAGGAAAAGUGACGCAAGUGAGCACGUUGUGUAGGAUUGCAAUGCCCUUUGGUAUGGUUUAAAUGUGCGUUCCAUUCUACCUGCCGUGACGGUAGUGGGUCACCAUGAAUGCUUGCUUCCGCUAAGUAUCGAGGUUGGGCUGCACGUCCAGCUACAGGUCGCUGAAAGUAUCCUUUGGCCGCGCUCCCCGGCGGCAUUUCUGGCUAGAUUCCAGCCUUUGUGACGCCUCUCAGAAUGAGUCGGGACGCGCGUAUGGAUGUACUCCCCGCGUCACGAGCUGGGGUAGCCAGUGCGCUUUUUGCUGUGAGCUGGUCUUAUGUCGUCCACCAUGAUGUGUUAUCUCGCCAGUCUGUUUGUUGCAAGGCGAUAUCAAUAUAC
Molecule: messenger RNA, 3036 nt
Organism: Pollicipes pollicipes
Lineage: Eukaryota; Metazoa; Arthropoda; Thecostraca; Pollicipedomorpha; Pollicipedidae
Product: ankyrin repeat family A protein 2
Exons: 7
Coding region: 206-970 (254 amino acids)
Biological process (GO): regulation of gene expression
Cellular component (GO): nucleus
Molecular function (GO): protein binding
Source: RefSeq, a predicted model, not a curated record